AUGAAUCAGCCCCAGCCGCCGCCGCCGCAGCAACAACAGCAGUACGAGACCCCUCGGCGCACUCGACACGCAGAUGAGCUUCAUCUAGCUCCUGGGGCGAACACCAUGCCUUCACAGAGAGGGCCUCAGAUCAAUCUGGAUCAAGCCACUGCAGCUGCUCCUCACUAUCAAACCGCAGGCGCCCAGCUCCCCGGAUCUCUGCAGCCCGGCAGGCCAGCUCCAAUGUCUGUAAAUACGGCUCCUAUAGUUCCUACCGCCUCGCAGACGUCGUCCCAAGACCCCCAUUCGACCCCAUCACGACCUGCGGCGCUUGGCUUAUCCCAUAACUACACGCGGUCAAGCCCAGCAGGCUUUGAGGGCCAGGGCUAUCCUCCGUUCAACUCGACAACUCCUGGGAGUAGUGAUCAAGGUCACUUUGCGUCCCCAACGACCACAACCUCGAAAUAUACCCCGCAAAAUGCGCGAACCGUUUCCAACACGCCGCUUGGCCUGGCAGAUAUCCGUCCUCGUGCCGACUCAAGUCUCUCCGAGAGCCCGUCUGGCGCCAAUCCAUAUUCUUACGACGGCGUCAAUGCAGUACCGACGAACAGUAAUUACUUAGCACCGUGGGCUAUCUAUGCUUUUGAUUGGUGUAAAUGGCCAGCCCAGAACCGUGACGGAGGGAAAGUGGCCCUGGGAAGUUAUCUGGAGGAUGGCCACAAUUUUAUCCAGAUUCUCGAUUCCCAAAUCACGCCCACACCAGCCGAGUCGUACACACCAGGAGCUCCAAAAUAUGGGUUGGAUUUUGUUAAAAUUGCUGAAGCAACUCAUUCCUACCCGGUGACACGAUUAUUAUGGGAGCCGCCGUCAUCACAGAAGCAGUCCACAGAUCUGCUUGCUACCUCUGGAGACCAUCUGAGAUUGUGGUCUCUACCAUCCGAAACCCCACUCCCUUCCCCAGGCAAUUCGAUCUCUCGGUCCGCUAACCAUGGGCGAGAUAUGCCAGCCAGCAAGCUUACUCCACUUGCACUUCUAUCAAAUUCCAAGACUCCCGAGCAUACGGCCCCUUUAACCUCACUUGAUUGGAAUACGGUGUCCCCAAGUCUCAUUAUAACAUCCAGUAUUGAUACAACCUGCACAAUCUGGGACAUACCAACAUUGACUGCGAAAACACAAUUGAUUGCACAUGAUAAGGAGGUGUUUGAUGUGAGAUUUUGUGCCAACAGUGUCGACGUUUUCGUUAGCUGUGGCGCAGAUGGCAGUGUUCGAAUGUUUGAUUUGAGGAGUCUAGAACACAGCACUAUUAUUUACGAGCCUACAGCCAAGGACGAUAAAGAUUCGAGCCCGGGUGGAGGAAGAAUAAGCCCUACAUUGGCUCAGCAAACCAUGUCUUACGCACCGCCUCUAUUAAGGCUCGCUGCUUCGCCACAUGAUACUCAUCUCCUAGCGACAUUCUCCCAAGACUCGAACGUUAUCCGAAUUCUCGAUGUGCGGCAGCCAGGACAAGCGUUGCUGGAGCUUCGAGGCCAUUCAGCGUCCGUAAAUUGCAUCGAAUGGUCACCCUCCCGGCGCGGAACUUUAGCUUCAGGGGCGGACGAUUCCUUGGUCCUCAUCUGGGAUCUGCUCAGCCAAAGCACCUCCCUUGCACCUCCAGGCCCGGCAGUGAAUGGAGCUCCCACCCCGGACAACAGCCGGGGCCCAGCCGCAAGUUGGCAGUGCGAUUAUGAGGUUGGAAAUAUUAGCUGGGCGCCCCAUAGCGGUCUAAACAAUGACGGAAGUGAGUGGUUGGGUGUGAGCGGGGGCCGGGGAAUUUGGGGUGUGAAACUAUGA
Venustampulla echinocandica is the source of this 1809-nucleotide messenger RNA. RefSeq lists its product as uncharacterized. NCBI's taxonomy places the organism in Eukaryota, Fungi, Ascomycota, Leotiomycetes, Helotiales, Pleuroascaceae. Gene Ontology annotation, cellular component: nucleus. Bases 1 to 1809 code for a protein of 602 amino acids. The transcript has 3 exons. Gene Ontology annotation, molecular function: protein binding. The record is from RefSeq and is a predicted model, not a curated record.